Molecule: messenger RNA, 4679 nt
Organism: Achroia grisella
Lineage: Eukaryota; Metazoa; Arthropoda; Insecta; Lepidoptera; Pyralidae
Gene: eya
Product: eyes absent homolog 2
Exons: 16
Coding region: 2514-4565 (683 amino acids)
Biological process (GO): cell differentiation; positive regulation of DNA repair; negative regulation of extrinsic apoptotic signaling pathway in absence of ligand
Cellular component (GO): nucleus
Molecular function (GO): protein tyrosine phosphatase activity
Source: RefSeq, a predicted model, not a curated record
UUAAUAGUGGCAACUAUGAGCAGUGAGAGAUGUGAGUCUGUCUGUUGGCUGACGUACCCACUGCUGGUCAGCACGGUCCUAUCACUCAGUCUACCAUCAGUCGAGAUUAUGUUGUUGUAUAGUCUUACUCUACUGACAGUCGGCGCGCACGUGCAUUAUGGGAUAUGUGUGGUCAAACAAAUAUGCGGUUACCUAAACAUCGAAUGUUUCACAGUUCCUAGACAUAAAAUUAAGUAAAUUAAAUUAUUAAACAUAUAUAUUUGAAGUGUUUUUAAUAUGGAUGGUGUUUUUCAUUACAGCACGGAUGUAGAGUCUGUACCAACACGUCUGCGUGGUUUUUUUUUUGUACCACAAUUGUGCCAAUGAAUAUACGGCCUAUCUGAUGGUAAACGGUUACCUCUGCCUCAUUUAUUUCUGCCACUGUAGGUGGUACUAUGUCAAGCAGCUUAUUUUGUAAACUAUGUUUGUUAUUACAAAGAAAUAUUAUGCUUUGAAGCAGGUAGAUUUCUAUAAAAUAGCAGUAUAAAUAAAUAUGAUUUAAACAAUAUUUUAAACAUAUAUUUUUUAACAGGAUAUAUACAUAUAUGUAUUUUGUACAUAUACAAAAAGAUUUAUUAAGCGCAUACAGUUGUCCGAAGAACCAAUAUAAAAGGAAGCAAUAUUCAAUAUUAUUUCAAAUUAAUUCAAUUAUAGAAUAGAAAAUCAUGUAUUCAAAUAUACUUAAUUUAAGUACUUUUGUAUAUUCAUAGUUAGGUAUCAUUGUUUUAAUCUACCGCUCAUUUGGGAAGCUGUCUGAAAGAAGAACGAUUAAGAAACUCGUGUGUUGCUCUUUAUUCUUGUAGUAAUCCUUGUAACUUUACAUUUCCAAUUCGAAACGUGCGAAUCUCAUGAAAAAUUACUUUUUAUUUUAAAACUUUUUACUUUAUAAAACAAUGAAAUUUAUGAGUAGAAGGAUGUCUGUUCAGAUGAAUUAUAAAGAGGAAUUGCUCUACAUGUUUUAUGCGUAUUGAAAAUCUUCAGUAAUCGAACUUCUCUUGAAUAUAAAAUUCUAGCAUACAAAAGAACAUGUUUUAUAUUGUCAGUAUCUUUUUAAUAAUACAUUUUAAAAUACUUAUAUAGAUAAAGUUCUAUAAAGAAACUAACCAACUCCACAAUUGUGGUUUUGCUAUAUAAAUUACUUCUUGAUCCAACCUUAAUACCUAGGGGUAUAAAAAUUUGUCUAUACACUAAUCAUGCGACAAAAUUUCACAAAAAUCUGUUAAGACGUUUCGGAGAAGUUGGAUAACAAAAUAUUGUGACAAAUGUGAUAUGUAUAUAUUAUUUUUCCAAUUCAACUGUACUUUUUGUUUUUGUAUGUUACGUGUAACUUUUUACGGGUUACAAUGAUAGUAUUUACGUAAAUUUACAUGUAAAUAAUCUGUAUGAAAAAUUAUUUGUAGAAUAUACCUACCUACCUUUAUACACAAGAAACUAAAUGUAUCUAUAUCUCCUAAAAUAUGAAUGCACUUACCUGCCUACAAAUAUAUCUGUCCUGUUACAUCCAGGUAUGAAAAUAUGACACCACCGUACAAUCUAAUUCACAAAAUAUUACGUAAUUCAAUACAGAAUAGCAAAAAAUGAGCAAUAGUGAUAUCGCUUUGCGAAAAGCUGCGCCGCCUUCUCUAUACAUAGAAGCGAGACAGAUAUACUAGCAUAACGUGUUACCCAACUCCGUCUUUAAAUUAUACGUUCUCAUAGCCUUGUAGCUGGCGAGAUAUUUUGAAAAAGAUCCCAAAUGCCAUUACGCGUUAUUGCAGUUUAAACUUUAUUGCAUUGCUAUUUCAAGUUGAUAUUGAUUGUUGGAUGACAGCUUUGUGGCGUUUUGGUUAUGAUACGAAAUUCAGUAAUGGGGGGUGCGCGACAUGGACACCAAAGUCGGGGUUUAGAAUUUCAGUACAGCUUCGGAUAGCUGCGAAGCGCUGCUUUGUUCGUCGUUCAAUUGUUUACCGAUUUUUUUUUAAUUUCCCUACGCGGCUAUUAUUCCACAUUUGAAAUUUUAAAACCGGAUUCUAACGAACUCACUUACGACGAUUAUGAAUGGAACUUCUCAAAGUUCUGAUCGAUUGUGACUUUUCAAAAUAUUGUGCUCAAAGUGUUUUGUGACAAAAUUUGCAUUUAUUUUUUACUGUGUUUCCUUUUGAAGAAGUUAUUAGUAAAUUUUAGGUAAGUGUGGUGCUUGUAAAAGAAUGAAAAUUAACAGUUGAAUUAAAUCAUUGUGGUGGUGUGGAUUAAACUAUGGCAUGUUGGUUAAUUGAACAAGAGCAUGCAUUUGGAGUAGACUCAAUGAUCCACUGAAGAAUGGAUAAUACCAAAUUAUAUCAUAAGACUCCAAAUUACUAUAUGGACUCACCGUACCGCUCAAAAACCAAACGCUAGGCGCAAAAUGACAGCUCAAAAACUGUUUCCCGCUCAAAAAACUGUCAAAGUGACAUUCUGGUGUGGUGUGUGAGUGCGUUCGGAAUGCAAACUACGACAUGGUGACACUGAUGCCGUGUAGCUACCUCGGCGGUGGGACGUCGCCUCGCUGCAGCUUGGAGCACGUGGAGCCAAAGACAAAACGACCUAGAACUGAGGCCAAUACUGAUGUACCGGAUAGAUUAUCGAGCGAAGUCAAUACAAGUCCUUGCGAGUCUGAAUCGACAUCAGAUUCCCCGCCGUCCUUACUGCAGGAUGCAGCAUUACCUGCUCUCCUAGUGUCUGGAGCUACGACACUGUUCCAGAACACGACGACUGCGUCAAACUCGGCGUUGAGUUUAUCAGCUGUAGACAGCUUAUGCUUGCCUGGUAAUUCGGAGGUGGAGAGCUGUAGUUUGGCGAACGGAUGCGCGACGAGUGCACCGUUGGGCGGUCUAGCCCUGCCAUUGACAACCACAGGCGGAUUGUGUUCGACCUCUUCAUCGUCUGCGGUGGCCUGGUUGAUGAAUGAAGAUAGUGCGGGUGGUGUCAAGAGCGAGGUGCGCAGCCCCGGGCUGUGCGAAGCGGACGUGGCGCUGUACGGCGAAACGCUGCCCUACGACCAGACCGCGCUGCCCUACCAGUAUUACAAUAGUAUGCAGCAGUAUGGUAGCGGCGGCGCGGCGUCCUCGUACGUCAGCUCCUCGCUCUACAACCAGCCUUAUGCGGCGUACCCUCCACCGCACAAUAGCAAUAACAGGUCCUCGUGCAAAGCGACGCCGACCUAUCUAAGUGCGUACGGUGUGAGCGGGGUAGGCAGUGUGCCGAGUACGGGGUUCGGUGCACAACCGUCGCCAUACACUUAUUCGUCAUACAACGGAGGUCUGGCCCAGUCGUUCCCUACAACGCAGCAAGUUAGUACGCAUAGAACUAGUUUAAAGUUUACUGAACUCAACAUUAUUGGAGCCAAAAUGGACUACAGCAGUUAUGCAGCGGGUUACGCGGACCACAAUGUGGCUCAGUACAGUGGAUACUACGCUACGCCGAGCUACUCCCCGUACGUCAGCUCGCCUAGUAGCAGCGGCAGUGCUGGCCACACCUCGUAUCAUUUGGGGGGCGCUCUAUCUGAUUCCCCAUCGUCGAUGCUUCCAUCAAUAAAUGAUACAAGUCCACUGUCGCCAAUUAAAAGUGAAGUACAUGCAGCUAGUCGAAGAUGUAGAGAGAAUUCAGGAGAGAGUACAGCAAGUAGAUCGCGAGGUCGUGGCAGACGGAACACAUCCUCGUCACCAGCACAGCAUGUGCCUGAGCCAUCUACUGAUCGGGUCUUCAUAUGGGAUCUGGAUGAAACUAUUAUCAUAUUCCAUUCCCUAUUAACAGGCACUUAUGCCACUAAGUACAAUAAGGAUACUCAACAAAUAGUUCAAUUAGGAUUCAGAAUGGAGGAAAUGAUAUUCAGCUUAGCUGAUACACAUUUCUUCUUCAAUGAUGUAGAGGACUGCGACCAGGAACACAUAGACGCGGUAGCAGCAGAUGACAAUGGCCAAGAUCUAUCUGCAUACAACUUCGCGUCGGAUGGAUUCCAUGCGGGAGCUGCACCUAACACCGGUUUAUGCGCGCCUGGUGUCCGCGGCGGCGUUGACUGGAUGAGGAAACUUGCUUUCCGAUAUAGAAAAAUAAAGGACACAUAUAAUAAUUAUAGAAACAGUGUUGGCGGUCUAUUGGGUCCAGCAAAGAGAGAACAGUGGUUACAGCUCAGGGCGGAGUUGGAACAAGCCACUGACAACUGGUUGACCCUGGCUUGCAAAUGUCUCAACAUGAUUAAUUCUAGGGAGAACUGUGUGAAUGUGCUAGUGACCACGACGCAACUGGUGCCCGCUCUAGCCAAGGUGUUGCUGUUCGGGCUCGGUGGAGUGUUUCCCAUUGAAAACAUAUACUCCGCUACUAAGACAGGAAAAGAAACGUGUUUCGAGAAAAUUAAGCAACGCUUCGGCGAGAGGUGCACAUACGUUGUGAUUGGAGACGGCCAAGAUGAGGAGGCCGCGGCCAAAGCGAAGAAUUACCCAUUCUGGAGAAUAUCCAGCCACUCGGACAUAGCCGCGUUGUACAACGCACUCGACAUGGGCUUCUUAUGAUUUGCUGUUAUCCUGGUACUCGUUCCGUUGUAAUUACAUACCUUAAAUUAAAUUGGGCAUUAUUUAAAUAAACAAAACUUAAUAAAAUUGCAAUUGGAAUCGUAAUUGAAAGUA